AUGGGUUGCAAUACCAGUUCCGAUGCCAAAUCGAAUAAAGAAGAGAAAGAUACACAAGAGAACCAGGCAAACUCAGCUACAGUCGAGGACAAACUUUUUCCGGAGGAGAAACAAAAAGAAUCCACGGAAGAGGGUGGUCCCUCAGAGGUAGAAGCUGCCACUAAAAUCCAAGCGGUUUUUCGAGGGCACAAGACAAGGAAAUCAAUAAGUAUGAAGGCAGUCGAGAAGCCAGCUGAGAAGAACCAGGCGGAGCCGAGCAAGGCCGAGCUCGAAGCCGAGUUUAGAGCUGAUGACAAAGAUUUGUGUAAUGCAGCGACUAAAAUCCAGGCUUCGUUCCGUGGGCACCAAGCGCGCAAGCAAACCCAGGUUGAGAAGACUAAAGAGCAACAGGAUAAGGAAGAUGUAGAAAACAUCGACCUCACGGAUCCUGACCUGAACAAAGCAGCGACCAAGAUUCAAGCUUCCUUCCGCGGACACAAAGUGCGUAAAGAAACGCCAAAUUAA
Molecule: messenger RNA, 504 nt
Organism: Leptosia nina
Lineage: Eukaryota; Metazoa; Arthropoda; Insecta; Lepidoptera; Pieridae
Source: the annotation of a GenBank genome assembly